Messenger RNA from Kogia breviceps (pygmy sperm whale), 923 nucleotides. The record is from RefSeq and is a predicted model, not a curated record. Lineage: Eukaryota; Metazoa; Chordata; Mammalia; Artiodactyla; Physeteridae.
AUGAGGCAAGAGAAGUGGUUAUCCCCAGGCAGGUCUGCAGAAAGUGAGGAGGGAGGGUAUGAGGUGGACGUGGAGAACGGAGACAAUGAAAGCCACGGAGAAGCAAGUCCCUCUCCAACACCAUCCAGUGAAUGGGAAAAGACCCCACUGAUCUUCACGGUCAGACAAGAAAUGAAUAUGGGAGCCAGAGGAGCACCCAGGCAGGCCUGGGGCAGUUCAUUUCUGGAACAGUGAAUGACAAAAACGCCUAUUCAGGUCCACUCAGUAAAUCCUAUGCACCUGGAGGCCACAGGAACACAUAUCAACAGGCACAUGAGAUUUCAGAACCAGCCCCCUUGUCUUACUCUGAGGCCGUACACUGCCGUCGGCCUCAACGGGAGAAGCCAGACCCCCUUUGCCUCGUCCAGGGUCUCCUGGCGUUUGUCAGAGCUUGAGCUGGAAGAGAGGGUGACACCCACAGUAGGCGCACCGGCAAACCCAGAUUCCCAAAGCUGGCUCCUGGGCGCGCCCGGGAAUUCAGUGGGCAGGGGCCCAGUUGCCAUGGCACCAGAGAUGCCCCCGAGGCAUCUUCAUCCCCCCGGGAAAAGGGGGCCCGGGACAGGGGCCUCUCUGCCCGGCAGUCUGGCAGGAGCGCCCCUUCCUGGGCUUAGAGGUGCUCCCACCCAUCUCCCCUCCAAGAGGUUAAUCAAGGUUUGCUCCUCUCCGCCCUCCCGCCUACCCCCGCGUUUCCAUACGGUGUGUUCACAGGCCCCUCCUAGGCCGGGGGUGAAUGCUCGCUUACACUGACCACUGCGAGGGAACUGUUCCGUGAGCGCUGCCCGUCUUCAAAUCAGUGCCUGCCCUGAACAACAGAAAGGGCCUCAGAUGUACUGGUUUCCACAGAACCAUUGUUAGGCUUCACAGAAGCAGUUUUGAACCUAAUA